This is a messenger RNA of Mobula hypostoma (lesser devil ray), 2552 nucleotides long. RefSeq names its product protein-lysine 6-oxidase-like. The record is from RefSeq and is a predicted model, not a curated record. NCBI's taxonomy places the organism in Eukaryota, Metazoa, Chordata, Chondrichthyes, Myliobatiformes, Myliobatidae. Gene Ontology annotation, biological process: collagen fibril organization; peptidyl-lysine oxidation. The transcript has 7 exons. Gene Ontology annotation, molecular function: copper ion binding; protein-lysine 6-oxidase activity. Bases 1 to 1221 code for a protein of 406 amino acids.
AUGAGAAAUAUCCUUGCAGUUUGUUGCUGUUGGAUUUUGAUCAGUGAAAGGAGUUGUGUGGAGGGACAAGUGGAUCCGAAUGGGCUGUGGAGACAGAUAAUUCAGUGGGAGAAUAACGGGCAUGUGUACAGCUUAUUGAACAGCGGUCCGGCUUACCGACCGUCCACCCGCCUCAGAGGAGCGGGGCAGCAGAGCAUCUACCUGAGCAGCAAUGUCGAGAGCCCGCAGAGAAGCAGCCGGGUUCCCGCUCGCUACCCUGUCAACGCCGUCCCACCAGGGAUCGUUCCGGAGCCGCGGCGGUAUCCACAGCGCCCGGGGAGGACGGCUACAUCCCGCCACUUUCAGGGAUCCCGGGCUGUCAAUUUAACGCAAGGAAUCCCUUGGGUUGGACAAAGUCCCCGGACCGGCUACAGCCUCGUCUCACCGGGGAUACGGACGGCAAGUGCCGGCAGGUCGUCCGAAAUACAGUCAGACGAUCCGCGGAAUCCCUUCGAAAACGCUAACAGCGUGUUUUACAAUUUCCAUUCUUCGUCUUCACGGUCUUCCCGGCCUGGGAACCGGAGGAGGAUGGGCUAUGGGACCAGAUACUUCCAGAACGGGCUUCCUGACUUAGUUCCUGAUCCCUAUUACAUUCAAGCUUCUAUAUAUAUCCAAAGGGUGCAUAUGUAUGCACUGAAGUGUGCAGCUGAAGAAAAUUGCCUCUCAAGGUCUGCAUACAGUCCCAGAGUGAAUGACCUCAGCAUUAGGGUACUUCUGAGGUUCCCCCAAAGGGUCAAGAAUCAAGGAACUGCUGACUUCCUCCCCAACAGGCCACGCCAUACCUGGGAAUGGCACAGUUGUCACCAGCAUUAUCACAGCAUGGAUCAGUUUAGCCAUUAUGACCUGUUAGAGGCGAUCUCACAAAGAAAAGUAGCUGAAGGACACAAAGCUAGCUUCUGUCUAGAAGAUACGAUGUGUGACCCUGGCAUUCAAAGGAGAUAUGCAUGUACAGCCCAUACUCAGGGAUUAGGUCCUGGGUGUUAUGACACAUACAACGCGGAUAUUGAUUGUCAGUGGAUUGACAUUACAGAUGUUGCUCCUGGCAACUACAUACUGAAGGUUUCAGUAAAUCCAGGAUUCUUGGUACCAGAGUCAGAUGUAACCAACAAUGUGGUUAGAUGUGAUAUACUUUAUACUGGGAGCUAUGUGUCAGCCAGAAAUUGCAGAAUUACAAGAUUCUGAGGAUGAGACCCAAUGAAUGGACUCUAUAGUCGGUCAGAAGUGUGUGAAAUCUCCUGCUUUUUGCUUUAGUUUUGUGUUUGUAUUUAACAGUUUUAUGGUGGAAGUGAGCAAUUUUAUUCCUGCUUCAGAACCACGACAUAUAUAUGUCAACUUACAAUAUUCAUUACACAUCUGCAGGGAGUCUUAUGAAAAACUAGAACUAAAAACAUAGAAUUAAUCUAAUUUUGGGAUUCCAGAAUCAGGAUCUAUCUUGCUUUCUGUCUGUCUUUUAGCUCCUGCUGCAGUUUCCCUCCAACAAUCUUUAAUAAAUGAAGAGAGCUUGUCUUUAACCAAAAUUUUUCUUUUUUGCCUGUUCUGAAAUUUUGUGACAUAUUGACUGGUAACCAAAAGCUUGUCAAAGAAGAUCUAACUAUCCAUUUUUAAGAAAGUAAAUGUGUUUAGCUUGCUCCAUUACACUUCCACCCAAUAACUAUUCAAGGUAUCCUGCGGAAUUGGAAGACCGAUGUUCGCUGAAUAUCAAAUGCACCAAGUUAAUAGAACCUGGCCCCCUUGCUGCAAUUCCCCAACCAGCGAGCUCUUGGUUUGAACAGUAAUAUAUACGGCAAUCAUUAAAAGGCUUUUUGGUAUUUUGAGUGUUCAAGAGUCUUGGAAAUGGUAGUUAUUUUUAACAAAUUGAGAUAUUUUUGCUAAUACUUGGAGUAUCCUCCUCUCACAAAUUUGAUAUCAAUUUUGUUAUGGCAAGAAUUUAAUAUUACUUUUGAAGUGGUCCCAGAUCCUUACAAUUAUUUAUUAAUCUCCUUUCAAGUACACAUUCAACUUUUAUUUCCUCAUCCUUUUGCAGUCUUGAAGUGGUUAAUAUGAAAAUUGGUACUUCCUAAAAUUAUUUCCUCCCCUUCACCCUCAAGUUUUCAAACCAUGGUUGUUCAUGACAUAACACAAUUUUAUCUCUUUAUCUUUCAUCCUUUAGGCUGGCUGGUGGCGUAGUGGCAUCAGUGCCAGACUUUGGAGCGAAGACUCCUGAGUUCGAACCCAGCUGGCUCCCCAGGCACGCUUUCCAUCCGUGCUGGGUUGAGUGUCGAGCUAGUAACUUGACCUCGUAAAAAAGAAAUUGCCUGCUAUAGAAACAUCAACAGCAAAAAGUUGAUGGCCUAUUCUCUCUCGUGAGUUUAAAAGGCAAUUUCCUUUUUUCCUUUUCUUUAAUCCUUUAGCUUGAUAUUUCAAUUUAAAUGAAACUUUAUUAGCUAGUCUAGUUGGACAAUCUGCACCCAUUCAAUCCUUCAAGAAGUUCUCAUAAAGUUUUUUUUUGGAAGGAAAUUUGAAUUCUUUGAGCC